Messenger RNA from Puma concolor (puma), 1148 nucleotides. RefSeq names its product small cell adhesion glycoprotein (gene SMAGP). Lineage: Eukaryota; Metazoa; Chordata; Mammalia; Carnivora; Felidae. The record is from RefSeq and is a predicted model, not a curated record.
AUGGACAACGGCACAAUUCAGUCAUUCAGCAAGCAUUUACUGAGUACCUACUCUGCACCAAACUCAGACUGCCUGGAGAAAGAAUCUGGCCCAGUUGAUGGAGAGGCAGUCGGCCGGCCCCCCCACCCCCACUCCCGGCCGGCCUCCGCAGCUAGCUCCGCGCCCCGGUCCGCGGCUUCCUCCCGCUCGGUGUCCCUCGGCGGCCCUCGGCGAAUCUCCGCCGUUCCCGCCCCCCGGAGAGUUCAAAAGGACGCGCGGAGCGGCGCCGGGCCCUUUCCGCGGCAGCCCGUCCGACUGGGAAGAUCUGCUCUCUCUCCACUUGCUGCGAUGACUAGCCUGCUAACCACGCCUUCUCCAGGAGAAGAGCCAAUGACCACCCCAAUCCUGCAGGCCACUGAAGCCCUGUCCCCCAAAGCCGAGGCCAGCACAGCACUCAUAGCAGUUGUUAUCACCGUGGUCUUCCUCACCCUGCUCUCGGUCGUGAUCUUGAUCUUCUUUUACCUGUACAAGAACAAAGGCAGCUACGUCACCUACGAACCUGCAGAAGGCGAGCCCAGCGCCAUCCUCCAAAUGGAGAGUGACUCAGCCAAGGGCAGGGAGAAGGAGGAAUAUUUCAUCUAAUGACUCCCGGGCCCCAAGGAGCUUAUCCAGGCUCCGGUGUUAACACACUAUUUAAUUUAUUAGGCGCAAGUUUUAUCUGAAACCAGUGAGAAGCACUGAUCGAUAUAGGCAAACCUGAGCUCUUUCUAGGACACAGGCCCAAAUGAAUGCCAGCGUCACUGACACCAGGGACACAGAGGAAACUGCUCAUGCUGUCGUUAGCCAGGCCUUUCUAACAUGGCAGGUUUCUGUGGCUGCCCAAGAAGGUGGUGCUGUACCAGACAACAUGAGUAUGUGCCCAAUCAUCUUCAGUGUUUUCAAGGUCGAAGGGAAGGACAGUUAAGAGUCGCUGGCUGCUCCCCUAUCCCUUACCUGGUCAACUAGUUGACAGCCUGAGCAGAGAUAGUGUCUAGUCAUACUAGUUCUUGCCAGGUGCUGGAUACCACAGUAAAAGGCCAGACCAGGAGGGACAGACUAUGGAGACCUCACCUCCUGAUGAAUGUGCUCCAUCUCCUGAGCCUUCUUCCUUUCCAUAUUCCCCAACAACC